Cyphomyrmex costatus is the source of this 3717-nucleotide messenger RNA. RefSeq lists its product as uncharacterized. Gene Ontology annotation, cellular component: plasma membrane. Gene Ontology annotation, molecular function: odorant binding; olfactory receptor activity. Gene Ontology annotation, biological process: detection of chemical stimulus involved in sensory perception of smell; sensory perception of smell. The transcript has 10 exons. The record is from RefSeq and is a predicted model, not a curated record. Lineage: Eukaryota; Metazoa; Arthropoda; Insecta; Hymenoptera; Formicidae. Bases 1 to 3717 code for a protein of 1238 amino acids.
AUGUCAUUAGAAAUGAUUCGAAAUUGCAAUGGUAACGAGGACGCCAUGGAUGCUUUUUUAUCAAGCUCAUCGUCAAUAACCAGUUUGGUAAAAUUGCUUUUACAUCGCGUGUAUUGGAAACAAAAAUUUAUUUUGGUGGAAUCAGUUAUUCAUGAUUGGACUUACGUAAAGAAUUCUCAUUUCCGUGAUAUCAUGUUGAAGUACGCGCGGCUAGGUAGUCUGGGUUCAUCGACAUACUUCUACAUAGCUUCUGCCGCUGUAACCUUCGCCUUCAGUGUCAUGCUCGGCAAUAUUUAUUUGGCUUUGUUCUCUGAAAAGCAGACUUUUAAUGGAACGUACGAAAAAAAACUGAUGUUAGCAGCCUAUUGCACCUUUGGACAUUACUAUACAUUUUCUUUCGCGUACUGCGCCAUUGAAGCUUUGCAGUUUGUACAGAUCCUUGUCAACGUAAUCUCGCAGUGCGGAGGCGACGGGUUCUUCUUUGAUCUCACGAUGCAUAUGUGUGGACAAUUCGCAAUUCUUCGUAUGAACUUUAAUGCAUUGAGUUGCGAUAAAUUUUCCUACCGUAACGAACUUGACGUCUUGUUGAAAAGACAUUAUCGCCUUGUACGUUUAUCGUAUUAUAUGGAGAAAGCAUUCACUCUGGCCAUUUUGGCACAGGUUUUAAUGAGCGUCCUUGUUUUAUGCGUAGAAGGUUUUCUUUUAAUUCUUUCACUUAAAAUAAACGAUGCUUUCACUGCUAUGAAACACAGCGUCUAUAUUAUCGCACUGUUGAUACAACUUUUUCUUUAUUGCUUGGCUGGACAGACGUUGGAGUUCCAGUCAAAAGAAUUAGCCUAUGGAAUUUAUGAAUCACCAUGGUAUUCUUUUGACGUGAACAUGAUGAAAAAUUUACCAUUGAUAAUUCUCCGAGCAACUAAUCCUCAGCAAUUAACUGCAGGAAAAUUUGUACCAAUAAAUUUUAUGACUUUUAAGGAAAUUUUGAAGGCUUCCGCUUCGUAUUUAUCUGUAUUAAGGUGCUUGAGAAUGAAAUCAUAUACGGAUUGGAAUACUGAUACUACAAACAUUUUAAAAUUUUAUAAAAAUCUUCUUGGCAUAAUUGGACUCUGGGUAUUAAAUGAGAAAAAUAUAUUCUCAAGAAUUCGAUGGUUCUUAUCGACAAUAGUGGAAACGAGUACAUCAAUCAUCAUGUCACUAGAAAUGAUUCGACAUUGUAAUGGUCACGAAGAUGCCAUGGAUGCUUUUCUAUUAAGCUCAUCGUCAAUAAUCAGCUUAGUAAAACUGCUUUUGCAUCGCGUAUAUUGGAGACAAAAAUCCGUUUUGGUAGAAUCAGUUAUUCAUGAUUGGACUUACGUGAAAAAUUCUCACUUUCGUGAUAUCAUGUUAAAGUACGCUCGCAUAGGUAGACUGGGUUCCUCAAUAUUCUUCUGUAUGGGUUGUGCUUCGGUCGUAUCCUUUGUCUCCAGUGUUGUGAUCGCCAAUAUUAAUUUACCCUGGACCUCUGAAAAGCAAGUUUAUAAUGAAACAUACGAAAGAAAACUGAUGUUAGCGGCCUAUUGCACUUUCGGAAAAUAUUAUACAUCCUUUUUUGCUUACUGCGCUAUUGAAGUUCUGCAAUUCGUACAAAUUCUCGUUAACGGCAUCUCGCAAUGCGGAAACGACGGUUUCUUUUUCGAUCUCACGAUGCACAUGUGUGGGCAAUUUGCAAUUCUUCGUAUGGACUUUAAUGCAUUGGGUUGCGACAAAUUUUCCUGCUAUAGCAAACUCGACAUCCUGUUGAAGAGACAUUAUCGCCUUGUGUAUUUAUCGCGAUAUUUAGAAAAAGCAUUUACUUUAGUCAUCUUGGCACAAAUUUUAAUGAGCGUUGUUGUCUUAUGCGUCGAAGGUUUUCUUUUACUUCUUUCGCUUGAAAUGAACGAUGCUCUUACCGCAGCAAAACAUGGAGUCUUUAUUAUUUCACUAUUAGUCCAACUCUUUCUUUAUUGCUUUGCUGGACAGACGUUGGAAUUUCAGUCAAAAGAAUUAGCUUAUGCAAUUUAUGAAUCACCGUGGUAUUCUUUUGACGUGAAUAUGAUGAAAAAUUUACCAUUGAUAAUCCUCCGAGCAACCAAUCCUCAGCAAUUAACUGCAGGAAAAUUCGUAGCAAUAAAUUUUAUGACUUUUAAGGAAAUUCUAAAGGCUUCCGCCUCAUAUUUAUCUGUAUUAAGGGUAAUGAUAAAAACAUUAUUCCUAAAACUAUACGGUUUGUGGCCAUUACAGAAGCAGACAGUAUUCACGAAGAUACAAUGGGGUUUUUGUUUGAUUGCACAGUUUAUGAUACUACCUUGUCUGACGACGGAGUUCCUCUGGAGCAACAACGACGCCAGCUCAAAUAUAGAAAGUAUAACAUUCUUUGCGUCUACGACGACUGGAAUUAUAAAAAAUCUAUGUUUUAUUAUCAGUCAGAAGAGGCUGCGUACGAAUAUUAAUGCUGCUAUUGACGAUUGGUUAUCUAUUAAAAAUAAUAUGGAAACUAGGAAGAUAAUGAAGAAGUAUGCAGUUAAAGCCAAAACACUCACAUUUACGUUAUUAUAUUCGUUGUAUGUGUGCCUUGGCAUGUAUAUAGCAGUCAUUAUAUUUAUUAAUCUGAAGCAGAUAUUCUUCACAGACGAAUUGAAUUUAGCGAAUGUUAAUACAACAGAUUGGAUGCUGCUGAUUCCAUCUGGUCCAUUGAAUCACUUCAUUACUGGUCCACAAUAUGCGGUAAUCUUGACUAUCCAGAUUGUUCAGUCGAGCGUAUUAUCUUUUUUAUUAUUUACCGUGGAUAGUUUCUUCUUUAACAUCAUACUACAUCUCACCGGUCAACUCGAGGUGCUUAAAAACAACUUCAAGACAUUUACGAGCGAGCCAAAAACUGUUACAAAUUAUCGAAAGAAAUUCGUCAACUUGGUUAACAGGCACAGCCUGUUGAUGGAAUUGUAUCAAAAUUUGGAAGACACAUUUCAUUUUCUUAUAUUAUAUCAAAUUGUGGUAGUAACGGUUUUACUUGCAUUAGUAGGAUUGCGUUUAAAUAUUUGCAUAAACGAAAAAAAUCAUGUUGAAGCGAUAAAGAGUGUUUUUGUCUUAAACUAUUUAGUCAUGCAAUCGUUAGUAUAUACCUAUGGUGGUGAAUUUUUGCAAAGGAAAAGCGAAAACAUAUUUUAUACAUUGUACACAACUUCCUGGUUCACGCUUCCUUCAGCAUUAAUGAAAGAUCUGCAUUUCGCGAUGAUGAGGUCGAGUAUUCCGUUUCGUUUAACAGGCGGAAAAUUUUUCUAUGUUAAUCGCGAGACAAUGAUGUACGUUCUUAAGACAGCGGCCUCAUAUAUUUCAGUUUUAAGAAUAGCGUUAAGAAAGAGCUUUCAGUUAAUCCUCACGCUUUCGAUGCAUAGCAUAUACACUGCCAUGAAACAUCUCCUUUUCGUCGUUGUUUUAUUGAUACAACUAUUUCUCUACUGCUUCGCUGGACAGACGUUGGAAUUCCAAUCACAAGGACUAGCUUCUGCAAUUUAUGACUUACCAUGGUACAAUUUUGAUUUAAACGUAAUGAAGAAUUUACCAUUAAUGAUCCUCCGAUCAACCAAUCCUCAUCAAUUAACGGCAGGAAAGUUUCUAGCAAUAAAUUUCAUAAGCUUUAAGGAAAUUUUAAAAGCUUCCGCUUCGUAUUUGUCCGUAUUAAGGGUAAUGUUAGAAACGUAA